Messenger RNA from Trametes versicolor FP-101664 SS1, 1840 nucleotides. RefSeq lists its product as uncharacterized. Bases 1 to 1683 code for a protein of 560 amino acids. The transcript has 3 exons. The record is from RefSeq and is a predicted model, not a curated record. NCBI's taxonomy places the organism in Eukaryota, Fungi, Basidiomycota, Agaricomycetes, Polyporales, Polyporaceae.
AUGGAGGCACUGAAGUGGCGAAUUACAAACGAUAGUAUCAGUGGCGACGAACUGAAUGACAUAAACGAAUUCUUGAAGUCGGGCUCGCAAGACAUCAUGAAGGCCCUCAAUGCGCACCGUCGUGUCAACCGUCUUCCUCCGGAGCUCCUCCGCCUCAUAUUCCUCCAGUUCAUCCGGCCGACCGACUUCGUAUGUCAUGACAGUGACUGUGCCAGUCAGGGAGCAGUGUUGGACGUCGGAUGGCUAUACGCACACAAGCGGGCCUCUGACGUUUUAGCCCUCUCGCACGUCUGCCGACGGUGGCGAGAGGUUAUACUCCUGUUUCCUGGUUUCUGGACGUCAAUCCGGGAUGUCAGUGCGGACGAGACUAUGACGUUCUUUGAGCGGGCGCGGGGCUGCCCCCUGCAGGUGGCCAUCUCUGGACGUCUCCCUCUUUGGCUCUGGGACAUUACCGCGGAACGUGGCGCGUCGAUCCGCGAGCUGCAUUGUCAGAUCUCGACAAAUUGUCACUCCAUCAGUAAAGGGACCGGCGAUCUCAACGUUCUAGCCCUCGAUGCGCCAAACGUCGAACGCCUCUCGCUCUCCAGGGGUUACAUGAACUGCACAAACUACGGAGACCACCCCAAUGCCAUGGUGCUGAAAGGUGCUACGGAGCAUGUGAAGAUGCUGUCGAUCCGCGGCCUCGGGUCCUGGCUCCCGCCCAACCAAUUUCCGGCCCUCACUCACCUUGUCGUAUCGGACGUAUACGGACUGCACGCCUACGCCUUCUGUGCGUUUCUCUCCCGUUGCGCGAACCUUACCAACAUCAACCUACGGAACACUGCGGUCUACAUGAGGGCGCCACCACCGGCGCAAUCACCGGCGAACACGCGCCUGCACCGACUUCGCAAAAUUUCGCUCAACGCGCGCUACAUUGAUCUCUUCCACGUUCUUCAAAUCGACCGCGCCAGAAUGACUAUCGAGCUCACCCUGAACGAGUUUAUCGUGACCCGGGCAAGAGAAAAUUCCCACCUUCGGAGUCAAUUCGUCAGCCGUAAGCUCGCCAUUCCCAAAGGACUCGCCAGCCGUCUCUUGGCCCACCCCGACUACGUACGACAACCUUUAACACGCCUCUACCUCAGAAAUCCCCCAAAGCACAAUGGCAGCGGUUCGCUUGCCUUGACGAACGACAACGCUGGGAUCUGCAUCAAUAGUGCAGUUCCUCUAGGCUCCGAACACGCAUGCCUGUUCACUCUCGGCGAAGGUCUGGACCACGUCACCGAGCUCUAUAUCGACGGCGUUGAUCCCGACGUGUGUCAUCUCUACACCGCCCUCCGCCCCGAGUUGCCCAACCUGCGCACGCUCAGUGUCCUGCAUGCCGACACCACGAAGAGUUGGGCGCUCGAGAUACUCAUUGAAUGCGUCCGCUCGGAGACGAAUGGGACCGCCGGCACGCCGCUGGCGGCUCCUGCACUGCGCCUGGUGAUCGCGGACGGCGUGGACUUGGGCGAGCGCAAGGCCACGCGCAAAACAGUCGAGAAACUUGGCGGGGCUGGCGUGCCUUUGCCGGAGAAGAAAUAUCGACUGAUCCUCCGCGCGCCACGAUUCUCCCCGGAAUACUACACUGAUAUACUGCCACGGUUGCAGACAAGCUGGGAGUCGGUGGAGACAGAGGUUCGGGGGGGGGGGCGUGGGUAUGAAUGAUGGAGUACCGUGCAAGCUCGCAUGCACUUGGUGAGGCUGGGUGCCGGUAAAUUUCAUCGAUGUAGACACUCUCGUGGUGAGCAAGAUAGCUAUAGCAGUCAUCAGUCGACUCCAGGCCGUGUAAUCUGUCGCGGAGAUACAUAUGUAGACGACACGC